Caenorhabditis auriculariae is the source of this 1035-nucleotide messenger RNA. NCBI's taxonomy places the organism in Eukaryota, Metazoa, Nematoda, Chromadorea, Rhabditida, Rhabditidae. The record is from the annotation of a GenBank genome assembly.
AUGAAACUUCCAGAAACCUUCCCCGAAGAUCUUCUGAUCACCGUCUUCGGAAUUUUCAAGUUCGAAUACCUAUGGGCGCAGAUAUUUUUCACAUUGGUGAUCGUCCUCGAAAGACUUGUGGCAACGAUGAGGAUGAAAGAGUAUGAAAAAUCGAAAAAUGUCACUCUCGGAGUUCUUCUUUGCAUCGUACAGGUUUUACACAAAAUUAAAUUCGAUAUUCCAAAAACCUUUUCAGCAAAUUUUGGGUGGGUAUUUUGGAUACUUGGCACUGACCGAGUCUUUCAAUUUAUUCACAAGUUUAUUCCUGCUGCUCUUUCUGGUAUUGCCAGUUUCGAGUGUGAGUUGAGAAAAACUCUUUAAAAAAAAACAUGUGGAAAAAUCCAGAUUUUCGUCUACAUUUAUAAAUUCAAUAAAUCGCAAAUGGCCCGUGUCUCCUCGCCAUUGACAUUAAGUACGAAAUAUCAGAUCAUUGAGAAUCUACACGUCUUCAAGGUUUUUUUUCUCAUUCUGAAAUGUCACCUCUGAUUCUAAAAGGUUAUUUUAGACACUGGGGUCAAUUGUCGGAUUAUCUGGAUUUUCCUUGUUCUCCACAAAUAUAUUGGUUAUCUUGACAAGAUUAAUCGAUGUGAAUGAUCCACUUGGCUUAGCGCAAAUCAUUAUUUGCUUUUUCAUCGAACUGAUUUUUACAACGUGAGCCUUUUAUUUUGUAAUUUCCUUAAAGUUUUAUGCGAAGAAUUUCAGAAUUCCAGUUCUCAUUAUAUGGCAACUUAAUAAAAAUGAAGCACUCAGGUAGCUUCAAUCUCAUUUUUAAAGUUUAUUUGAAGUUUACAGAAAAGGUGUGAGAGGAAGAAUGAUGGCUCGGCAGCAAGAAGGAGCCGAUCACUAUUUCAAAGACUUGCGAGAAAGUUGGAGAUGAAAGAGCAAAAAAGUUUUGGCCGAGCUGGGGAUCGAACCAUGGACCUUUUGAACCGUGAGCAAGAGUUUUACCACUGGGCCAGGAACAACUGUCAGCCGAGUGCAGUCAAGUUCAGUUGA